Asterias rubens (European starfish) is the source of this 11983-nucleotide messenger RNA. Its product is annotated as E3 ubiquitin-protein ligase TRIM71-like. Gene Ontology annotation, biological process: proteasome-mediated ubiquitin-dependent protein catabolic process; protein polyubiquitination. NCBI's taxonomy places the organism in Eukaryota, Metazoa, Echinodermata, Asteroidea, Forcipulatida, Asteriidae. Gene Ontology annotation, molecular function: zinc ion binding; protein binding; ubiquitin protein ligase activity. The record is from RefSeq and is a predicted model, not a curated record. The transcript is spliced from 2 exons. The coding region runs from base 283 to 2601 and encodes 772 amino acids.
UGGUACACGCGCGUAUGGCCAUGUAGUAGUGUAACAUGUAUAGUACAUAUGCAUACAUGUACAUGUACUGUGGCCAUGUACAUGUACACCAUAUAGUAAUGCGCACAGUAUUCAUGUCAUACUGUACGGAUGAACUGUAUUGAGGAACAAGAAUAUGUGUCUUAAGAUAGCAGUUUUUCAAAAAAAGAAGCAACUCGCCAAACCUAGUCAUCAUGGAGGAGGCUGGCGUGCUGCACUGACCUCCACACCGCCAAAUGCACCACUCCACUCCACGCACCACUCAUGGCCGCCUUCGCUGCUGCAGUAGCCGAAGAAUUCAACGAACAGCAAUGGUGUGCGCUCUGUUCAGAACGUUUGCAGGGUACGGAACCCAAAGUCCUGUCCUGCUUUCACAAGUUCUGCCGGCCGUGUUUAGAGAUGCGAAUUGCCGAGCCAGAUCGCAUCCGGUGUCCAACUUGCUAUCAGGAAAGUCAGCUAGGCGACUUGGGGGUGGAUGGGCUGCCGACCGAUCUUUUCAUCAGUAAUAUUCUCGAUGUUGUGGGCAGUCAUGAAGAUGAUGGGGACGGGGUGUCGUUGCCGACCGACCGGCGAAAUUGCAAUUCUUGUGAUGAGGGGCAAAUUGCUUCAAGGCUGUGUAGAGACUGUAAUGAGAGAUUAUGUGAAAGCUGUGUUCAGGCUCACCUGCGUGUUAGAUUGACUAAAGAUCAUCACAUUGUUAUGCUGCAAUCCCAAGGGCCAAAUAUUUCCAGCGGUCGACACAGAAAUCCACAUCAUCAGUCCUACCAGGCACAGAUACAGCCAGUUUCCGAUAGACCCCCAAGCUACUGUGAAAUCCACACAGAUGAAGUCUUGCGACUUUAUUGUGAUUCAUGUAGUAAAGCAAUAUGUCGGGAUUGUACCAUGAUGGAUCAUCGUGGGCACAGUUGUGUGUACCUCCAAAAUGCUAUCGAGGACAGUAAAGCCAUCACCCUCCGUCUUCUCAGUGAUGCUAAAAAUGGCAUGCAUGCAUUAGAGGACAGUUUAUCCCACACUCGAUUGAUGGCUGAGCAAGUUGAAAAGAGAACACAGCUUGUCGUGAAAGAGGUCCAAUCGGUCAUGCGUCAUCAUCUAACAGCUCUGGAGGAACGGGAACGUGAUUUGCUGCGAAAAGUUGAAAAAAUCAGACAGGUCAAAGGUCGGGCAUUGCACAUGCAGAUGGAAGAUUUGAAGCAAGGAUUGGAGAGUGUGUCCAACUGUAUUGGGACAGUAGAGAACGCUUUGCAGACCGGAACCGAUUUGGACGUCCUUAAGACCAAGGACUUGAUUGCGAAUCAGGUGCAGGCCCUGCGAGGUUUAAGAGGACACCUUCAACCACAUGAAGACGACCAGGUUGUAUUUACACCCCCUGAUGCUGCCCUUCAUACUGCUAUCAGCUCUCUUGGUUUCAUUAGUAGUAGUGCCUAUGCGCCAACCUCGUAUGCCACUGGUGAUGGGCUGAAGCGUGCGCUACAGGGUAAAGUCACAACUUUUAUGGUACACGCCAAGGACCACAAUGCUGAGUCCCGCUGCAUUGGAGGCGAAGCUGUUGAGGUCGUCAUCCAAGGACCUGAAGGUGGACUCUACCCAGCUGAAGUUGUUGAUCGUCAGAAUGGUACCUACGCUGUCAGCUACAGACCACAGCUUGAGGGCCAACAUGUGGUGUCGGUAACCAUCCGCGGAAAAAACAUCCUAGACAGCCCUUUCAUCGUUACAGCUCGGACCGGUCGGAAUUAUGCCAAAAUUGCUAAAGUUCAACUCAACUUUGGCAAUGAGGGUGAAGGUGAUGGUCAGCUUUGUCGUCCGUGGGGAAUCGCUGUGAAUAAAGACAACUUCAUCAUCAUAGCAGAUCGCAGUAACAAUCGCAUUCAGGUCUUCACUCCGAAAGGAAUAUUUCAUCACAAGUUUGGCUCGGCAGGAUCUCGAAAUGGCCAGUUUGACCGUCCGGCUGGAAUCGCCAUGGAUAGCCGUGGAAACAUUAUCGUUGCGGAUAAAGAUAACCAUCGAAUACAGGUAUUCACAUUCGAGGGGCAGUUCCUUUUCAAGUUCGGCGAGAAAGGCAGUAAGAACGGCCAGUUCAACUAUCCAUGGGACGUGGCUGUGAACAACGAGGGAAAGAUUCUGGUGUCCGAUACACGCAACCAUCGUAUCCAAGUCUUCCAUCAAGAUGGCACCUUCUGCAAUAAGUAUGGCUUUGAGGGCGCUCUUUGGAAGCAUUUUGAUUCACCAAGAGGAGUUGCUUUCAACAAUGAGGGCCAUGCCGUCGUCACCGACUUCAACAAUCACCGGCUGCUUGUCAUCACUCCUGAGUUUACAUCCGCUCGCUAUCUCGGCUCGGAGGGCAGUAAUAACGGGCAAUUUCUCAGACCUCAAGGAGUGGCCAUCGAUCAAGAGGGAAACAUCAUCGUGGCCGACUCAAGAAACCACCGCAUCCAAGUGUUUCAGCCAAACGGCAACUUCCUCUGCAAGUUCGGAAUUCAGGGAGUACAGGAAGGCCAGCUGGAUCGCCCCUCCGGAAUAUGCGUCACUCCAGAUGGUGUCAUCCUCGUUGUGGACUUCGGCAACAAUAGAAUACAAGGUUUCUGAAUUUUAUUGUAAUUUACGGGUAUUAUAUAAGCUGUCAGAGGUGGACGGCUGGUGAGUCAGAAAGGUUCGUACCUUUAAGUUGUUUGCAUUUUGACCACAUCACAUUAAACAAAAAAUUGUAUAUAAAAAUUUGCUCUUUCUUUGUUUGUGUUGAAAAGUUUUGCUUCGCAGUGCUCAAAGCAUUUUAAACUCUGCAGUGCUUUUCAGUACUUGUGACAAGUCGUGAUACACGUACCCAUAAAGCCCAAAACAAAAAUGCAAUUUUUAAUUUUUAAAAUUGUGUUUCUUCCUCCAGGAUUUUGUAUAGAAUGAAAUGAUGCUUGCAUGUGAUGUAUAAUGUAAAGAUACAAUUUAUAUUUUAUCUGAUGUGCUUUCUCAGGAGAUUCUGUGAUGCAGGUUUUAAAUGCAAACGUCUCAAGGGUGCAACAGCAGGGAAUAAUAUUUAAUAUAGCAGGCUGUUGUUCAGAGCAUAGCACUUGUUUUAAUACCUUUUCACUUGAUGAUGCUUUAUAAUUGUAACUUUUCAAAUGAAAACUAUCAGUUUGUUUUGUUUGAAAUGCAUAGUCAGCUAUGAACUUUGUUGUAAAAAAAAAAAAAAAAAAAAUUCAAAGCGGAGUCUUUCUGCGUGGUACAAAUUCUAAGCCAAUUUUAAGAAAACUAAAAUCUCAUGCUAGCUAUCGCAUUUAAAGCAUUUAAAAUGAUAACCAAGGUUGGCCAACUUCAUAAAAAAUUGCCUGGCAAGUUUUAAAAGAAAAGAAAGAAGGAAAAACAAAAAGUUUUGUAAAGUAGUUGUGUCAACUCAUUGCGACUUUUGUCACUGAUUUGUGGUGUUGAAAUAACGCCACAUUAAAAUAUUACUCUUCCACCACCAAAGAUUUAUAAAUUGUCAAAAUAUUUAGAGUUUUAGCAGGAGGACAGCCCAAGGCUGCUUUUUUGCAGGUCAAACCGUGCAGCAAGGUGCUAACCUGCCUUGCACCAAUUUUAUGAUUUUAUACUCAAGACAAAUGCUUAUAAAGCAAUUCAGGGUUUGCUAAUUCUUUGUAAGUAUUGUUUUUGCUGUUUUAAUUCAGAAGUGAAUAAAACUGUCCCUCAGAUGACUAAGAAUUGAUACAACAAGUAUUUAUAGCAAGUUUACUAGAGAGUAGAAAUUGAAAUCAUUAGGAAGUGACAAAGGUUUACAUGACUUUCAAAAAAACACAAUUUCUCCAUUUACAACCGACAUGCUAAUGAACAACAUGUUUUGGACAGAACACUAAAUUCAAAGACUUCUUGAAAUUGUUGUCUUAAUACCACCAGCAGUCAAAGCCAAGGGCUGUGUCCCCGAAACCAUCACUUAGUAAUUGCUAUACAAAAAUAGUAAGUAUGCAAAUUGCAAAUGCUACUGUUUCUGACCAAAACACAAGUAGUGAAAGCUUGCUCCGCUUUUUGUGUGAUAAAUCGUUCUGUGAAUGGUGAUUCCUUGUUCUUAAAAGUAGUGAAAAUGUUGUGAGUUUGUAAGUUUUAAACAGCACCUUUUAAAAUUCUACCUCAUUUAAGUUUUGCACCUCAUUAUAAAUGUAUUAAGUAGGGUUAGUUUUACAUAUUUAAAGCAGUGCCUUGUUCUUUUGUAUGUUAAUUUUGGUUUGUUCGAGCUUCUGCUCUUUAUAAUUUAAUAUUUCAGUGUCUAGAAAAUGUUAUGUGGGCUUGUUUUUAUGCCCUUUUUUCCCCUCCAAUUUAUCACGUUGUAUUUUGUAAGUUGUUUUGUGUUUUUUCCAUCUAUGUUGAUUUGCUAAAUGAUUUAAUCACAUGCCACAUGUAAAAAGUCAAAAACAUCAUCGUUUCAAGAAUGACAGUUUUUGUGCCAACAUAGAUGACUUCCAAUAUAUAUUUUUACUUUGAAGACUCAGGAGUAUUUUCAUUCGGGCUGUCACCUGGUUACAGCUCGCUCUUUCACAAAUACCAAGCAAUUGCCGCAUUGCUGCAAGAAGAAUUGUCAGCAAGAUUUGUUCAGCCAAGUCGUACUGCGUGUUGUCUCGGUUUAGGUCUUCAUAUGUUACCGAGAUGUACAUGUAUAGAUCUGUAUCAUAUGCAAUAUAAUUAUGCAAAGUGCUGACUUAAAUGUAACGGUUUACCAAACGCAUCGCCAUGACUCACUUUGAAAUGUUCCUCGCUGCUUGCAAUGCAUUACUAACAGUUCAGUACAGCAUAAUGCGCUAACAUACUCGUACAUCAGCUUACUGAAUCUAAAGGGGCGUAAUUACAAAUCAACCACAAGAAGGAAUUGUUACUCCUUUUAUUUAGUUGCCCUUGUAACAUUAUAGCUCAUUGUGAUUGAAAUAAGACAAAUGUCUCCUAACCUAGUCAUUUUAAGAAAUUAUUCAAUAAUGUAAGAUCUUGUAAAUACAAAAAAGACCAAUACAAUCCAAAUUUUAACUGAAUGUGGAUUAAUAUUUGUGAGAUAAGAAACCACGAGUCACACUAUGAACAAAAAGUACCACAAGCUGGGUCUACCUCCAUGGUGUAAGUGUCAUACAGUGUUAAAUCCAAUAUGGCGACCUCAAGCUAUCACUGCUCUACUACUACACAGUACAUGUGUUGUGUGGGUCACUGGAAAAUUUUAAUCUACAUGUAACCACACUGAUUAUGCACCAGGUCACUUUCUUCUGAUGUUGGCCCUGAGUACAGUACACUGAAUGGUUAAAGGGACUAACUAGACCAAGUCUCAUGUAAAAACCAUCUGUAUACUAAGAUUAUUAUCUACUCUACUCCUUUAACCUAAGAAAUUCUUUAACAAGAUUUAUUUCUUAGAUAAAAAGUGAGUUCAAUGUUUUUACUUCACAAGCAUUUUACAAAAAUCUAAGUUGCAUUGCUGACGUUACCUCAAACUCAAAGACAUUUUUGUAAUGACUAUGAAUUAAAUUGCCCAACGAAAUAUUAAGUUUAUAAAUAAAUGUAUCAAUAGUGUUGCAUUCUUAUAACAAAAACACAGGAACAAUUUUUACUAUCAAUCACAUAUUUAGUUUUUGGGUAGGGGUAAGGGGAAAAAUAUUGGUGGAAAUGAUUGAUUGUCAUCGAAAAUAGUAAAACACUUGUACUCUGAAACUGAUCACAAAUAGCCGAGGUUUUUUGUAAGGAAUAGCUUUGUAAGGAACAAUUACUCUCAUGCCAUAUUUACCCUUCCAGUUUGAAAACUGCCAAGGUUUGAUUUUAAUAUCUGAGUUGUUAGUACUGACACAAAUGUUAUUAAGGGUUAUUCAAUUGUCCUUAAUACAGUGUAUAUUGCUUGUUAAAAGUUGUUUUUAAUUGCUGCCAAACAAAACAACACUAAAAAUUAAUGCAGUACCUCCUGCGAGUCAUGACAUAAAGGCUGUUCUUUGCAUGUGAUUUAAAGUUCAGUUUUGCCUGGCCAAACAAAGGAGAUUCACUGACAAAAUUGACUUAGAGUAGGAAAGUUUAUGACUUGCUAUUGUUUCAUGAUAUUUCUAUCAGUAUUGUAGCUUUCUAUACAAAGAGACCUGGAACAGAAUCACAAUUUUGUUGUUGGGAAUAAUUAGAAAAAUAGGCUGCAUGUAGAGGUAAUAAUUUAUAAAUAAUCAACGUGCUGUGGAUCAAAAGUCAUAGUGGACAUAAAGGCUAUCAUCAGUAACUUACACUGCAUUUUUUUGUCCUGGUAUAUUUUGCGUGUUUUUUCAAACUAUAACAGGCCUGGAAUUUGAUCAUCGAAAGGGCAAGGUCGUUUUCAUUUUGAAAAGGGAACUUCCAUUGGAAAGGUUUAAAGUCAAUGAAUUUGCUGUCGGAUUAGAUUGGAAUUAGUAAACAUGAGUCAAAUGAAAUGUGUGCUUUUUACUGGUUUAUAAUAAUCAAUGACUGUGUGUGAUUCAUGGUAUACUAUGCUGUACACAGGAAGAGGAGGUAGUAUAGAUGCAUGUUUGGAGGCAAAAGAGUUGUUAAGAGUACUCGGUUUGCAGAAAUAACAAAACAGGCAGGUAACAACUUCUCUGCUGAUUCUGAAUUUUUGAUUUCUGCAAUAAAUAAAAAUUACAUGAAAAAUUUAAAUAUACAAUUAUGCUGCGAUAAAUGUUAUUAUUCCAAUUUGUUUCACUCUAUGGAACAAGUUGUAAAUAACUAUAAAAGUUGAAUCAGAUUAUUAGUUUUUGUAGCUGAAGUGAAGAUCUUAUUCGUCACACUGGAAGAUCAAAAUCUAAGUAAAAUAUAUAUGUUUGUUCCAUAUUUCAGUCAGCCCAGAUAAAUAACAAAAAUAGCACAGUUGAUCUCUAAAACCUAUGGUCUCAAAGUUUGGAACAAUCACUUACGAUUGAAAUUGGUACGUGUAAAUACAAUGAACAAGUGUUCCUGCCAGCAUUUUUAACUGUAAAUUUUUAAAAUUAACAUAAACUGGCUUAAUCAGUAUAAGGAGUUUGAGGUCGUGUAGAUAUUGGAAUGUACACUAAUCCUAUUACUUUGUGACAAACUUUGAAAAACAAAGAUUGUAAUUUAGUUCUCAUGUUUAUAGGGGAAUUCAAGUGGCAUUAUUAGCUUACCGUUUUCACAGCAUAAAUGUACUGCUCAAACUUAAAUUGAUGUUUUAAAUUUGUCAUGGAAAUCACUGGCCAAUAACAUUUUUAGGCUGUAGCAUAUUACUCAAAUUACCAAAACCUUUUUAAAUACAACAAGUUUGACUUGAGUUUUAUUGACUCUGUGCUGCAUAGCCAAACUAUACCAUUCUCUUUAAAUUUUCUUGAGUUUUGGUUUUGCGGUGCCAUGAAUGUGCUUAUUGGUUUUGGAUGAUGAUAGCAAGAUCUUGGUAAAAUAUGUUGGUCUUGGGGGGGGGGGGUCAUGCUUGGCUUGUUUGGAUCAAACAUGUUGUUCACAUGUUGGGCUGAAGAAAGAACUGAGGUGAAAAUUUAAUUGAAGCUUCAGAAUAAUGCAUUAAUUGUUUUUAAAUGUUCAAAGUUGUUAGGAAAGUGAUUUUACAAUUUGAUGUGGCCAGGGUUCAUUUUCAUAGAGCUGUUCUUGAAAUGAAUGCUGUGCAAGUUUACAAUACAAGUUUAGCUCUAAGAAUGUCCUGUGCUUGGCUAAGUUGUGUGUCAGGCAAUGUGUGGAAAUUAGACCCAGCUGCCGAUUUCAAGAAACUUUACGCUGUGCCAUAAACAUUGCGCAAGUGGACUUACGCAGUUGCAUAAAGUUUCGUAAAAAUCGGCUGCUGAACUCUUUGCAUGUUUCAAGAAAGUGUACAGUAGGUGUAUAUUGUUAGUGUUAACAGCCAAUGGGAUAUUAUUAUUAAGUUUAAAUAAAGUGUAAGCCUUUGUUAUGAUGAUAACUAAUGCGCUGUACAUACUGCUUAACUGUUGCAGCCACGCUGCUGGCUACAUGUUUGUGCUGCGUGAAAAAUGACUAUAACAGGAAAAACGGAUUGCAAAGCAAGGCCUUAGGUGUGUAGCUAUAACAAAUUUGAAUUACGGGUAGCCUUGUUUGUGGUGUAUCUCUAAGAUCCCACAGAAGGCUUUUUUCAGUCCCAUCUUUAAUGUUGACAAAUAUAAUAAUGCUUUGCAAGUCGCAUCUACCUCAAUAUAGUAGUAAAAGUUGGCUCUGUUUAAUCAAGAGCUUGAUCUUCUACGUGUUUUAUCUCAGGUACUGUAUAAACAUAGUGAUUUUUUGUUUUUUUGUGGAGAGCGCUAAAUGAUAUGGUUAAGUGCAUGACUAGACAUAAUUUAGGUCAUUGAGAAUGUUUAUUUGCAGCUGAGUUGAGUUCAGGAUGUAAAUCCUCAAAUGCCAAGCAUCUUUUUUUUUUAAUGGGUAUCAUGGUUGAAAAGUUUCCAUUUUGGAGGCCCAAAUGCCACAAGUUUGAAAUUCCUCCCUGUUGCGGAGAAGCUUAAGACUUGCGAUUUUUCCACAUCUGACCGACAAUGUGCCAGUAAUUUGUCUCCACAUGUAAAUUAGAUAAGCUGUGUUUACAUUUUGCUCAAUAAAUGUUUGUUAAAUUGGUUGGAGUAUGAAGACUGUUACAUUAGAAAUGUUUUGUGCUGUCUGAAAAUUAUACUUGGCUCUUUAUUCUAAGAAAUGUAUAACUUAAUCAAAUACGCCGCUUUUGCGCAAACAUGUCUGGAGGGUAAUUGUGAGUUUGAGGGCAGCCAAACUACCUGCGUUUGAGAUGAAAUUUUUGCUUUGGUUCUGGAUACACAUCUAUUGUGGGUUUGCUUUAUCCCUUUUCACAUGACAGAAAUUUAACAAGGGUCCCUUGCUAAAUUUUAGCAUGGUUGUGACAUUUUACCAAAUGGACCUCGUAUGAAAGAACAACCAUGUUUAUCUGGCCAUAAAGGAUGGUAAAUUUUUGAAGAUUUCACUAGGUACUCAGGACAGUCCAAACAUACUUGUUCUAAAGCUCUUCUUCCACACCAAGUGCAAUUUGUACAAUUUCACAACCAUGCUUAGAUCAUUUCUACCUCCAUGCUCAAAUUAAGCAAGGGACCCCUGCUAAACUGCUGUUGUGUGAAAAGGGCAUAGUAGGUGGAACAAAGAGACAGCACAGGUGUGCAGUUAAACAUGUGUGGUCAGGUGAUGUGUAGAUCUGCAAGAACUGUAUGCAAUUUGUUGCUAACACCUCACAUGUUUACGCACACGUUUAUCAAUUGCUAUUGAGGUGUACUGUAUACAUGUACUUGUUGUUCACUGAAAGAAUCACCUGAUGUAAAUUCCAAACCCAAUUUUACCACUGUAAAUUGUAAAGCAGCAAAUAAAAAGCCUGUCUUAAUUUUAUGCUGGUUUACUGGCACAUUGUUUCAGUCAAAUCGCCAAAUGGAGACCUUUUUGAUCCAUUAUGAUUUUGUUUUGUAAUUGUAUGAUUUCUUGUUAUCAAUAUAUAUUUUUUGAUCAUAUACGGAUCAAAUCCACAUUUUGUUGUCAUAGAUGUUAAGGAUAAUUUUUAUUUUGAAAUUUAUGUUUGGUGUGUAUUAAACCUUGAAUUUAAUGAUGUAAAAGUAAAUAAUUUGAUGUUAGAAUUGUACCUGUAGUAGAUGAGUCGAGUAUUUGUUCUAUAAAAUGAAAUAUAAAAAUUAAUUUUCUUUACACAAUUUUAUACACUAAUAUGAAGAUUUUCAAUCCAUGAAAAUGAAUCUCUCUUACUUUGAUUGUGUAAAAAGGUGAUUGAAAACCAACAGAUUUCUGAUGAAUUGUUGCCACAGAAAUUACUGUUUCUUAAUAUUGUAUGUGAUUAGAAAGAUCAAUUAAAAUGCUGCAUGUGUCUGUAAUUAUUUAGUGUUUAGAUAUUGGUUUAUAAUGGAAACAAGUGAAUAAGUAUGUUAGCCUAGAAAAUGUACAAAAGAUGUAUUGCAAAAAAUGCCGGGUGUUCACAUGGGUUCAGUUUUGCUGUGUUUACUUUUAAAAAGUAAAUUUUACUAACUAUCUUUCUACUUUUUAUACAAUACACUUUUCAAGCUCUGCUGAUUUGCAUGACAGUGAUAUGGGGCCUUGGAAUCCUUGACAUGUUCUUUUCUGUUGAGUAUAAACAGUUAACAAAUUAAGACAAGCUGCUCCCAUGUGAUCAUGUAAGCCCAGUUCAUGCUACUUGCUAAGGUGACAGUCCAAAAUAAUUUCACUUCACAGCUCUUGUUUUCUCUGUGAUUGUUUUGCAGAAGUUGAGAAUAACUGUUUUGAAUUGUUCGUUGCGAGUUUCUGACUUCAAAAUAUACUUUGUAUGAACUGGGACCUAACAAACGAGUACAACAAUUUUUUUCUUGAAAACACAUCACAAUUCGACUCGUUUGAAUUUCCAUCAGAUGUCUGAAGAGUACACUUUUUUUUUCUUUCCAAAUUAUGAUUUUGGUUUUGACUUUGAGUAGUAUUAUCCUAUUGAAUUUGUGUGAUAGAUUAAAUUCAUAAUAGACCAUCGAAGCAUUAAAUGUUGCCAAGCGGCAUGAAAUACCUGCAGAUAAUAUGAUGAAAUAACAUUUAGGCCCCUUCAUGUUGUAUGUUAAAUAUUCAUAUGUGCCAUAGUAAGCAAAGCUUUGAAUGUAAAAUAUUAACAAAUCCCAGAUUUAAUACCACUGCCAGUCAAAUUGGUACAGUAAGGUAUUGAUUCUCUGUUGAUCAGGUUUUUAUUGUUGGACCAAUACUCAUAUAUUGUUCAUCCAAGUCCUCCUAUUUGUGGGGAAUUGUUGUCAUUGACAGCCUAAAUUAAAAGUUCAAUGUUUUCUCAAGAGUAACUGAAACAUUUUUGGCUUGUCAGUGUGACUGAAAAGUGUGUCCAGUUUAAGCAAAGUAAGCUGUUCAGUGUAGUCCAAUGAAUGUUUGGUAACCAUUAUCUAAACCGGUAAUGCACAUUCCCUUAGCAAGAGCUAGUUUAAAAAAACUUUCAAAAAAAGACAAAUUUUCAGAAAAUAACUGUAAACGUAAAGGUGCCUAGUGCAAACAUAAUUAUCCCAACCCCUUUGAAGUGGGGACAAUUUUCUGCAGCUUGGUCAUUUUGAGUAUGUGAUUGUUAGCUUAUAGUGAUGACUCUGUGUAUACUACUAUCAAUGAGUAACUAGUAAAAAAGUGUUGUUUAUCGUGUUGUAGUAGUUUAGUAUAAAUGUUUCCAGUAAUUUGAUGUGGCCUUGGAUGGGGAAGGGAGAGAUGGUUUAAAAAAAUAUCAGGGAAAAUGUGUUACUUUCGUGGUCGGCUCUUGCUGACAUUGAUGAUGUUUGAAUACAUGUACAAAGAGAAAAUGUUUGAUUAGGAUGGAAUGCUUAAAAUAUUUAGAAUUAUUGCGACGUUACAACCCACACUUGUAUACGUACCUUGUAUGAGGGUAGCCCCAACAUUGAGUUCCCAUUGUUGGAUAGCUUUUACAAGUUGUUGCACUGCAUUUUAGUUGCAAGUAACCUGAAGAUAAUGUUUGUGUUCUUAUGGCGACAGAAAAUGGUUCGUGCAUUAAGAUGUAUUAUCAGAAUACAUUGCUAGGUGCUGAACAUCAAAUUAAACUGCAAGUGUUUUGCCUUUUUUUACAAAGAAGUGUUUUGUCCCAAAUACAAUAAGAAAACACUUUUUUUCACUUGCUUAAAUAUUCCAAAGUUUGCUUUUGUAAAAUGCCAAACCUGAUUGUAAUCAAGUUAAGUUCAUACUCAUUUUAUUAUGUUGUAUUUAGUGUUUUUAAACUACCUCGUUUUGGUGCAGAAUGUUCAAAUGACGAAUUUGAAUAUCGGAAUUGUCUCAGUCUGUGUUUGUUGGUAGUACAAGAAGUUGACAAAUACAGUGAUACUUGUCGGCUUGGAAAUCUUUAAAAAGUUUAACAAGCACUUAAGAGUGUUUAAAUGCUUUAUUGUGACAUACAAUGUCAUAUAAUCUUUAAUAGCCAAGCUUACCUCACGCAUCAAAAUGUAAUGUUUCUUUUUUGUUUUAGCAAAUAAAAUAAAGGCCAAAAAAAGUA